This is a messenger RNA of Perca flavescens (yellow perch), 650 nucleotides long. Its product is annotated as E3 ubiquitin-protein ligase RNF5. Lineage: Eukaryota; Metazoa; Chordata; Actinopteri; Perciformes; Percidae. The transcript is spliced from 6 exons. Gene Ontology annotation, cellular component: endoplasmic reticulum. The record is from RefSeq and is a predicted model, not a curated record. Gene Ontology annotation, molecular function: ubiquitin protein ligase activity; metal ion binding. The coding region runs from base 1 to 648 and encodes 215 amino acids. Gene Ontology annotation, biological process: ubiquitin-dependent protein catabolic process.
AUGGCGGCCGCGGAUCCCCGGUCCUCAAGUGACGGCGGGCCGGCAAGCGCAGAGGCGGAUUUCCAGCCGGGGAAAGCAGCAACGACCGCGACGGGCCGGGCGGCGGCGGCGGCGGCGGCGGAGGCGGAGAGGGCGAACGGGGAGCGGGACCGGGCCACCUUCGAGUGCAACAUUUGUUUGGACACUGCCAGGGACGCUGUCAUCAGUAUGUGCGGCCACUUGUUCUGCUGGCCCUGUCUGCAUCAAUGGUUGGAGACGCGGCCCAGCAUGCAGCAGUGUCCUGUGUGUAAAGCAGGCAUCAGCAGGGAGAAAGUCAUCCCACUGUACGGCAGAGGGAGCUCCAGCCAAGAGGACCCCAGGUUGAAAACUCCACCUCGGCCUCAGGGACAGAGAACAGAGCCAGAGAGUCGAGGCGGGAUGUUUCAGGGUUUCGGGGACACUGGCUUUCACAUGUCUUUUGGCAUCGGGGCUUUCCCCUUCGGCUUCUUCACCACUGUCUUCAACGCCAACGACCCAUUUCACAGAGCAGACCCGUAUGCAGGUGAUCACCAAGGCAACACUAACCACAACAAUGGCAAUAACAACUGGCAAGACUCCCUCUUCCUAUUCGUGGCCAUUUUCUUCUUCUUCUGGCUGCUGAGUGUGUGAUG